GCCGUGACAUGGCGGGACCGUGGGUGGGGAGCGGGUGUUUUUAAGGCGGCGGUGUCGGCCCGAGCCGUGUGUUUGUGUUCGUGGUGUGUGUGUUUGUGGCUGCCCGGCAUGGAGCCCACCCGCGUGGCGAUCAUCGGCAGUGGACUCAUUGGUUGCAGCUGGGCCAUGGUGUUUGCUGCUGGAGGCUUCAAAGUGAAACUUUAUGACAUUGCACAACAACAAUUAACAACUGCACUGGAAAGCAUUCGCAAACAAAUGAAAGAGCUGGAGGAGUCGGGAUUCCUGAAAGGAACUUUGAAUGCAGAGAAGCAGCUGGCUCUCAUCAGUGUCUGCACAGACCUGAAGGCUGCAGUAGAGGGUGCUACUUUCAUUCAGGAAUGUACUCCCGAGAACCUGGAACUGAAAAAGAAGAUUUUCAGUCAGUUAGAUCUCAUUGUUGAUGACAAUGUUAUCUUGAGCAGCUCAACCUCUUGUCUCUUACCCAGCAAGUUGUUCACUGGCCUUAAACAUGUUAAGCAGUGUAUUGUGUCUCAUCCUGUAAAUCCACCUUACUUUGUGCCACUGGUUGAAAUUGUUCCACAUCCAGAAACAGAUCCUUCUGUUACAGAGAGAACGUACGCUCUGAUGAAGAAGAUUGGACAAUCGCCUGUCAAAUUAAACAGAGAAAUUGAGGGGUUUGUUCUGAAUCGACUCCAGUAUGCAGUGAUAAGUGAAGCCUGGAGACUUGUGGGUGAAGGAGUAAUAUCUCCUACUGAUCUAGACAUUGUGAUGUCUGAUGGACUGGGAAUGCGAUACGCAUUUAUUGGACCUCUGGAAACGAUGCAUCUUAAUGCAGAAGGUAUUUCAAAUUAUUGUGAAAGGUACCGGGAAGGUAUGAAACUUGUUCUGAACACCUUUGGACCGGUUCCAGAAUUUUCAGGUGAAAUUGAGCAGAAGAUCAGUCAGGCGAUGUCUGAAAAAAUUCCAGCUGUUCCAAAGCACCUGGGUGCCAGAAGAGAAUGGAGAGAUGACUGUCUCGUUGGUCUUGCCAAACUGAAGAAACAAAUGAAAUCUAACUGAGGGGCACCUUGUCUAACAGGAGAGACCAAACGAAGAGCAGUUCUUCAUCAAAUGUGGAGGUUUUUGGUCAUGCGGAAGAGACCGAAUGUGCAAGCAGCCAUGUGCACAAGUGUAGAAGCAAAUGAAAUGUUUGGUCCAAAUUUGUCGUGACAUAAUUAACAGAUAACUGGAAACAGUUAUUAGGAGUUCAGUUAAAACUGUAUCAGAUCAUUACAAUGUAUGCAUUGGAUGCGUAAGCAUUAGGUAGCUUUAGCAAUAUUAAUACUGUGCAAUGCUGGAACACAAUCAUAUUUUAAAUAACGCAUUUUUCAGCUUGCUUUGAAAUUCAGCACUUGAACAAUAUUUGCUUAUGCAGGGAUCUGGAAUUGGCAAACGUCAGCUGUUUGUCACUGGAGAAAAUGAGCCCUCGCUGCCAAUCAGUGGAGCAGUGAGGUUAAUUUGUAAAGCACUGACCGCAGACAGGAGGUUGUGCUAAGCAGAGGGCAGGUUUUUUGGCCAGUGAGCUGAGACCUCAGCAGCACUAGGGGUCACUUCAGAUUAACUCUGUAACCAUUCCACAGUGGUGGGGAAAGAAUUAUCAUCCCUGGAAGCAUUCAAGGCCAGUUUGUAAGGGGCCCUGGGCAGCCUGAUCUGGUGGGUGGCAGCCCUGCCCAUUGCAGGGGGUUGGAGUUAGGUGAUCUUUAAGAUCCCUGCCAAUGUAAACCAUUCUGUGAUUACUCCUCCUUCCCUGCCUUUGGCACUUCUGUACUAGUGUGAUGACCUGACUGUGAGUACAUAGAUCUGUCCUCAUCCCCUCCCCCUGGUUCAGUAAAACUGACCAGACACCUACUUGGUUCUUCAGACAACGCACUUUGAUACCCCACGGCUUUGCCCAAACUUGGGUCAGGUGGUUGGUGCUGUCAGUAGGCAUCGCUGCACAGACAUGCUCUAUUUUACGGCUUGCCUGUGAGAAAUGAAGUAAUUUGAUUAAAAGAUAUUCUGGGAGAUGAUGUCGCGUAAUGGAUUUGUCUGGGCUUUUCCAAGCAACUCUACAACCUUCUUAAUAUUCUUUGGAAGAGAAUUCACCUCUCUGUUCCUUGUGUGUUAUCAGAAGCAAUGAGUGUUUACUUAGGACUCCACUGUAGACCCCAAAUGUCUGAUACUUUGCUGCCAAGAGAAAGAUGUGGUGGCUUAGAUGUAGCACUUAAGGCUUAUUUGCUGUCCUCCCUCCAGGAAAUGGCUGUGUAAGGAUGGAGUGUACACCUGAAAGCAGCAGUAUCUCCAGCAGCUGCAGCUUCAGCCCACAUCAAAGUUGUCUUACAGAUGUACGUACCAUGUAAUAAAGCUGGAUUUUGAACUUAGCUGGCACCUUGGGGCAUUACUGUAUAUAAGAAUAACCUGUAGCAGUGCAUUGCACCCGCACUGCUUGAGUUUAGCAGUUCUGAAUUUGUGCCAGCAGGUCGUAUAACGUCUGGUACAGCUCAGAUUCUGAGACAUUAAGCACUCGUUUUGAUGAAAUGCUCAGGGGCAUUUCAAGUCUUGUUCUUACGGAAGGUGCGGACACAGAAACAUGUUACUGCAGCUCAACUAGUUACGGUGCUGAACAGCAGGAAUGUCUGCAGGAACACACCAAUACCGUGCUGUGUAAAUCACAGUGAACAAGGCCUGAGAUAAGUUGUGUUCCCUGAUGCACGUGGUGGCCCGAGAGCACAUCUUUCUGUUAAACAUGGGAUGGGGGGAUGAUAUAGAGAUAGGCCGACAUUAAUUUAUAGUUUGUGGAGAGAAAGGAGGAUUUGUAAACACAGUUUUAUCCCAAAAUAAAAUUAAAAUUGUCAGGUUUCUUCUAUUGCUUUUCAUUGCCACAGUGACUGGCACAACCCUCAUUAACGAUCUGAAGGUGGGGAGGUCAGCACCCACACUUGAUGCCCUAUUAGGCAAUAGGGAAUUAAUUAUGGGAAUGAUUUCUGCAUAUUAUGUAUGUUUUUAUAUUUUGGGCUCUAGAAGGUUCCAAUUGCUUUCAAGAUCAAACCUGUUUCGUUAAGAGCAUAUGGCAUUUUCAUAGCUAAUUAGCUCAUGUUGCUUGUGUUGAUUCUGAGAUAUUUUAAAACCCGAUUGUGUCUUGAAAUAUUUGCUUCCAUUUUUAUUUUUUUUUAUUGCUUAUGAAUAAAAGAUUUUAAUGAGAA
This is a messenger RNA of Coturnix japonica (Japanese quail), 3221 nucleotides long. It is a transcript of the gene CRYL1, whose product is annotated as crystallin lambda 1. Lineage: Eukaryota; Metazoa; Chordata; Aves; Galliformes; Phasianidae. Gene Ontology annotation, biological process: fatty acid metabolic process. Gene Ontology annotation, molecular function: NAD+ binding; L-gulonate 3-dehydrogenase activity. The record is from RefSeq and is a predicted model, not a curated record.